AAAGAUGCAGGCUUAUCGCCAAGCAUUGGCAAUCGGCAAUCGGUUUCGUUUCAUAACAUGGCCCCGCACGACACUAUCAUCAUGGUCACUGGAUGGUCGGGCGUGUUGUUGAUUUCCAUAAACUAGAUCCCAGCCCGUAGUUCGUGAAGUGAUUUCCUCUGGAGCACAACUAUAAUAUUUCCGCAUCCGCAGUGUACAAAAAUGAGCAAACUGUUAAAGCUAGGUUUUCUUGGAGGUGGCAAGAUGGCUCAGGCCAUGGCAAACGGGUUCAUCUCUGCUGGACUCACACGAGGAGAUAGCAUGACGGCCAGCUUUCAUCCGUCUGAUCAUGCAAACAUCGAAGCGUUCAAAGCGUUCGGAGCGAAAACACACGUCGAAAAUCUGCCGGUGGUGAGCGGUUCCGAGAUCAUCUUCAUCUCCGUCAAACCGACGGUCGUCGAGAGCGUGCUGCAGGCCGUCCGUCCCGCUAGUGCCGGUAAACUAUUCAUAUCGAUCGCGAUGGGCGUAACGUUGCGCGAGCUAGAAAAUUCGCUCGAGUCUACGGCUCGCGUGAUACGCGUGAUGCCAAACACGCCUGCACUGGUACGAGCCGGUGCUUCGGUGUACGUGCGCGGAUCUGCCGCCACCGAUGAUGAUUGCAAGGUGACGCAGGCACUCUUCCAAGCCGUGGGAACCUGUGAGGAGGUCCCGGAAAGUAUGAUGGAUCCCAUCACGGCCCUUUCCGGCAGUGGACCGGCGUAUGUGUUCGUGAUGAUUGAAGCAUUGGCGGACGGUGCGGUACGUAUGGGAUUGCCGCGCGACCUUGCCUACCGGUUGGCAUCGCAAACGGUGCUCGGCUCCGGAAAGUUGGUACGCGAAACUGGACGCCAUCCGGGCCAGCUGAAGGACGACGUGACGAGUCCGGCCGGUUCAACGGCUGCCGGUCUAUCCCAUCUGGAGCAGAGCGCCUUCCGACACGCUGUCAGCGGAGCGGUAGAAUCGGCCACUGUUCGAUGCCGUCAAAUUUCCAGCAAGUGACACACAACAGCGGCAUCAAUCAUCACCGUUUGCAUCCUUUUUGCUCUCGUCGGGCAAUCCCAACGGGAGAAGAACGAAACCGUGAUCCUUUAAAUACUUACUUAGUAGUUAUGUGUACAUUAAAAGCAAUCGUGUCUAAAUAGCUCAA
This is a messenger RNA of Anopheles stephensi (Asian malaria mosquito), 1165 nucleotides long. RefSeq names its product pyrroline-5-carboxylate reductase 3 (gene P5cr-2). Gene Ontology annotation, molecular function: pyrroline-5-carboxylate reductase activity. Lineage: Eukaryota; Metazoa; Arthropoda; Insecta; Diptera; Culicidae. Gene Ontology annotation, biological process: L-proline biosynthetic process. Bases 202 to 1017 code for a protein of 271 amino acids. The transcript has 4 exons. The record is from RefSeq and is a predicted model, not a curated record.